This is a messenger RNA of [Candida] anglica, 1674 nucleotides long. The record is from the annotation of a GenBank genome assembly. NCBI's taxonomy places the organism in Eukaryota, Fungi, Ascomycota, Pichiomycetes, Serinales, Debaryomycetaceae.
AUGGUCAGUCUUCCCUGGUGGAUACCGCAUGAGCGUAUAGUGCCUGAAACAAAGGAAGAAAUUGAAGCCGCCUUCAAAACACAUAGAAUUGGAAAUGAAAUUAUCAUUAAUGAGUACAGAGAUGAAGCUCUGCGACCAUGGUGGAAAUUCUUUGAUGAAUUUGAAUAUCGUAGAGAUGUCCCCAAAUGGAGUUGGCUCGGUACUGGGUCAUCACCACAGGAAAGGAAACUUCUUCUUAAACUUGAUGCCCACAUUGUCAUUUAUGCUAUGUUGGGUUAUUGGUGUAAAUUCCUUGAUUCAGCAAAUCUUACCAAUGCAUAUGUUUCUGGAAUGAAGGAAGAUAUAGGCAUGGUUGGGAACGAUUUAAUCAAUACUCAAGUGCUACAACUGACUGCAAGUAUUCUAUUUGGACUACCAUUUUUAUAUCUUGUUCCGCGUUAUCCUACAAAUUAUCUCUUAUUCAUAAGUGAAAUGUUAUGGUCAUUGUUCACCUUGGUCUCAUACGUUGCGCCCAAUGUGGCUGGGCUUAAAGGAAUCAGAUUUAUGGUUGGUGGGUUUGAAGCUGCCUAUUUCCCCAUUAUUCAUUACACACUCGGUAUGUACUACAAACCUUCGGAGAUUCUGUCUCGAGCAAGUAUUUUCUACUGUGGGCAAUAUUUGGGUAUUCUUACAUCUGGGUUACUUCAAUCUACUAUUUUCGACCACCUCGAUGGUGUUAACGGAUUGGAUGGGUGGAAAUGGAUGUUUAUCAUCGAUGGUAUCCUUUCUUUCUUUGUUGCAUUCCUUGGGUUGUUUUUAAUGCCUGGGAAUCCAUUUAAAUGUUAUUCAAUUUUCUUAACAGAUGAUGAAAUCAAACUCUGUAGAAAGAGAAUGAGAGAAAAUGGAACUGAUGGAGGAGAAAAUAUUACAAAUUUCUUCCAUUGGCCAACUUGGAAGAAAAUGGUUACUUCUUGGCACUUUUGGAUCAUGACAAUUGCUGGUAUUGGAGGUUAUAACGCAAAUAAUACCACCAUGGGUUCCUUUGCAUUGUGGUUAAAAUCUCAAAAUAAAUAUUCAAUUGGACAACUUAACAAUUUAACGGCAAUUCCACCAGCUUUGGGGAUGGUUUACGUUAUUUUUACCUGCUUCACUGCCGACAUUACUCAAAAGCGGUUCUUAAUGAUUGUUUUUGCCCAACUUAUGAACUUGAUUGGGUGUGUUAUCCUCACAGUAUGGGAUGUUCCACCAGCUGCAAAAUGGUUUGCCUUCUAUUUUGGGUAUUGGUCUUGGGCUCAGUCUUCAGUAUUUUAUCCAGUUUUAAAUGAUAUCUUGAGACAUGAUGCUAACCUUAAGGCUAUUGAAUGGCAGGUAAACUAUUUACUUGGGUUCCAAUCCUAUGCAUGGAUUUCUAAACUCAUUUGGCCCACGGUAGAUGCUCCGCGAUUCAAGAAUGGGUUUAUGGUGUCUGGUAUCAUGGGUAUGGUGGAAGCAGUGUUUGUAAUGAUAGGUUAUUUCUUCUACAAGAGGGAUGAAAGAAAUAGAGCUGCCUUGGAAGGUAUUGUUUUGUAUAACUCUGACAAGGGAGAAGAAGCUCCAGGUGUGAUAACGGAAAUUGUUACCGAUUCAGAUGAUGGCGAAAAGGUUGAGAAGUUGGUACAAUUACACGUUGUAACAUCAGAAACUAAAAGCGAAUGA